AUGGCCUACGUUCCCCCACAGACGACAGCCGACGAAGCCAUGCGCACGUCGGCGAAGCGGACUGCCGACCUCUUCGGUGCGGAAUAUCUGAUGGUCACCCCCUCGACCCUGGCAGACGGUUCAAUCGGUGUGUCAUACCGACGGAAAGCUGAAUAUCAGGAUGUGAUGGAGCUGCCACCAGUACUGGCACAGAAACAGGCCAAGGCGGCGGCAGGGCGCACGAAACGGCCCAAGAUCCAAGCGCAGGCGCAGGCAUCAGCAGGAGACCAGAGUGGCGCGUCUAUGUCACUCGUUAAAAGGACACCGGGAGUGGGUGUGGCUGGUGGUGAGGAUCAGCCUAAGAGUCUGAUCCAGAGACCAUCGGCCACGAAACAGCAGCGCCCAGAUUGGCAUCCGCCGUGGAAGCUGAUGCGUGUGAUCUCAGGGCACUUGGGAUGGGUGCGGGCUCUGGCUGUGGAACCCAACAACCAGUGGUUUGCCAGUGGAGCGGGAGAUCGGACGAUUAAGAUCUGGAAUCUGGCAACAGGCGCGCUGCGUUUGACGCUCACAGGCCACAUUUCCACUGUUCGUGGAUUGGCAGUGUCCCCGCGACAUCCGUAUCUAUUCUCCUGUGGUGAGGAUAAGAUGGUCAAGUGUUGGGAUCUGGAGACAAACAAGGUCAUCCGGCACUACCACGGCCACUUGAGCGGAGUGUACACAUUGGCCCUCCACCCACGUCUCGAUCUGCUAGUCACCGGAGGUCGGGAUGGCGUGUGUCGAGUCUGGGAUAUGCGCACGCGGAGCAACGUUCAUGUGUUAAGUGGACACAAGGGCACUGUCGCCGAUAUCAAAUGCCAGGAGGCUGAUCCACAGGUCAUUUCCGGGUCUUUGGACGCCACGGUUCGGCUGUGGGAUCUCGCUGCCGGGAAGAGCAUGGGAGUCCUGACACACCACAAGAAGGGCGUGCGCGCUCUUGCUACUCACCCGCGAGAGUUUACCUUCGCCAGCGCGAGCACCGGUAGCAUCAAGCAGUGGAAGUGCCCUGAGGGUGACUUCAUGCAAAACUUCGAGGGCCAAAACGCCGUCAUCAAUUCCCUGGCUGUCAACGAAGAUAAUGUCCUUUUCUCUGGAGGAGACAAUGGGUCUAUGUCCUUCUGGGACUGGAAGACUGGCUAUCGAUUCCAGUCUCUCGACACCACUGCCCAGCCCGGUUCGCUUGACGCCGAGGCUGGCAUCAUGGCUUCCACCUUCGAUCGCACCGGUUUGCGUCUUAUUACGGGUGAGGCUGAUAAGACCAUCAAGGUUUGGAAGCCUGAUGAUGAGGCUACUGAGGAGACUCAUCCCGUCACCUGGGCUCCUACGCUCGGUAGACAGCGGUAUUGA
Messenger RNA from Penicillium lagena, 1362 nucleotides. Its product is annotated as WD40 repeat domain-containing protein. Gene Ontology annotation, biological process: mRNA splicing, via spliceosome. Bases 1 to 1362 code for a protein of 453 amino acids. Gene Ontology annotation, molecular function: protein binding. The transcript has a single exon. Gene Ontology annotation, cellular component: precatalytic spliceosome; catalytic step 2 spliceosome; Prp19 complex. The record is from RefSeq and is a predicted model, not a curated record. NCBI's taxonomy places the organism in Eukaryota, Fungi, Ascomycota, Eurotiomycetes, Eurotiales, Aspergillaceae.